AUGAAGCCAUCAAAGAUAUUUGGGAUUUCACUUAGAAAGCACAUAAAUGGAAUGGAACAGAUAAAACAAGCUAAAUUUGGCGUUGUUGAUAUGGAUUUUGUGUUGGGAGUGGGAGGCUACGAUCUUGACAGAACUGAUUCUGAAGACCCAUCAGAGGAUUCUCAUUGUGAGAAUCACACUCACGAGCAUGGCCAUGAAUGCCACCAAGGGCAUCAUCAUGAUCACAAGCAUGAUUCUGCUGUAUCCAAUGUGAGCAUUGUUUCUGAAGGAACUUUGGACCUUGAUGAGCUUGAUGACUGGCUUGAAAGACUGGUUGAGGAAAAAGGGGAUGAUCUUUAUAGGAUGAAAGGCGUCUUAUCAGUGAGUGAUUCCGAGACACGCUAUGUUUUUCAGGGUGUGCAUUUAACACUAGACGGGUGCCCAGGCAAACCAUGGGGUCCAGAUGAGAAGAGAGUUAACAAACUUGUAUUCAUUGGAAGAAACUUAGAUGAAUCUGCUUUGAGAAAAGGCUUCAAAGGUUGUUUGGUGUAAUUCU
Helianthus annuus (common sunflower) is the source of this 535-nucleotide messenger RNA. RefSeq names its product P-loop guanosine triphosphatase YjiA-like. Lineage: Eukaryota; Viridiplantae; Streptophyta; Magnoliopsida; Asterales; Asteraceae. Gene Ontology annotation, cellular component: cytoplasm. Bases 1 to 531 code for a protein of 176 amino acids. The transcript has 6 exons. The record is from RefSeq and is a predicted model, not a curated record.